This is a messenger RNA of Hippocampus comes (tiger tail seahorse), 2383 nucleotides long. Its product is annotated as annexin A11. The record is from RefSeq and is a predicted model, not a curated record. Gene Ontology annotation, cellular component: cytoplasm; nucleus; plasma membrane. NCBI's taxonomy places the organism in Eukaryota, Metazoa, Chordata, Actinopteri, Syngnathiformes, Syngnathidae. The transcript has 15 exons. Gene Ontology annotation, molecular function: calcium-dependent phospholipid binding; phosphatidylserine binding; calcium ion binding. Gene Ontology annotation, biological process: phagocytosis; cytokinetic process. The coding region runs from base 109 to 1806 and encodes 565 amino acids.
CCUCCCUUCAAGAUGGAAACUCUUGAGUGACCCACCCACGGAAAACCUCAGACGUCGUUCACCAGCAGCCCGCUUACACCAGGAAGAAGUUGAACAGGCCCAAAAGCCAUGAGUUACCCUGGCUACCCUCCUCAAGCUGGUGGAUACCCACCACAACCUGGUGCUUACCCACCUCAAGCAGGGGCCUACCCUCCUCAGCCUGGCACCUACCCUCCUCAGGCUGGCGGAUAUCCACCACAACCUGGUGGCUACCCACCUCAGGCAGGCGGUUACCCACCCCAGGCGGGCGGCUACCCACCGCAGGCUGGCGGUUACCCACCCCAAGCGGGAGGUUACCCACCCCAGGCCGGAGGUUAUCCACCCCAAGCCGGAGGUUUUCCACACCAGGCCGGAGGAUACCCACCAGCACCUCCACCAGGCAGCUGGGGAGGCGGGCCUGCUGGCGGAUAUCCCUCCAUAGGUGUGGACAACCUCACCAACCCGGGAUACAAUGCGGGCAUGGCCAGCCAGAUGUGCCAAGGAGUAGGGUGUUUUUUGACAAACCCCUCCAUGUACGCCCACGCCCCCGGGGGAUACCCGCCUGUCUAUGCACCAGGCGGGUACGGUGCCCCUUUCCCUAACCAACAGUCAUAUGGCCUGUACCCGCAGCCAGGAGGAGCCAUGCCUCAAGGCCCGGCGAUGGGCUACCCAGGCCAGCCUAUGCCCGGCUACCCUCGUGCACCAUCUCCCAACCCGACCGGUUACGGAGCAGCACCUGCACCUAUGCCAGGGUACCCGAAGGUCCCAUCUCCAAAUCCAUCGAUGCAAGCUUAUGGAGGCGGAGCCAUGCCAAUGGCCCCGCCUGUUAAAAAAGGGUUCAGAGGGACGAUCAAGGACUUUCCUGGAGCAGACCCUCUCAAAGAUGUGGAGGUCCUGAGGAAGGCCAUGAAGGGCUUUGGAACUGAUGAACAGGCCAUCAUCGACUUGCUGGGGAGUCGUUCCAACAAGCAGCGUGUUCCUUUGCUCCGUGCCUACAAAACCUCCUAUGGGAAGGAUCUGAUUAAGGACCUCCACUCUGAACUGUCGGGCGACUUUAGGAAGCUGGUCAUGGCCACAUUGAAGAGCCCGGCUCAGUUUGACGCCUCUGAGAUCCAUAGUGCCAUCAAGGGCGCUGGAACUGACGAAGCCUGUCUGAUAGAAAUCCUCUCGUCUCGUUCCAAUGCCGAAAUCAAGGAGAUAACCCGUAUUUACAAAACAGAAUACAAGAAGUCUAUGGAGGAUGCCAUCAGCAGUGACACCUCAGGACACUUCCGUAGGCUCCUGAUCUCCCUUGCGCAGGGUAAUCGUGAUGAAAGACCAAAUGUCGACCUCUCACUGGCCAAGCAAGAUGCUCAGGCUCUGUACGCAGCUGGAGAGAACAAGCUGGGGACGGACGAGUCCAAAUUUAACGCCAUCCUAUGUGCCAGGAGCAAAAGCCAUCUCGCGACAGUUUUUCUGGAGUACCAGAAGAUGUGCGGCAGGGAUAUCGAAAAGAGCAUCAGCAGGGAGAUGUCAGGAGACUUGGAGAGCGGCAUGUUGGCUGUGGUGAAGUGUAUUAAGAAUACACCAGCCUACUUUGCUGAACGGCUUUACAAGGCCAUGAAGGGGGCUGGUACUAAAGACACCACUCUCAUCCGAAUCAUGGUGUCCCGUUCCGAGGUCGACAUGCUGGAUAUCCGCCAGGAAUAUGUGAAAAACUAUGGCAAGUCUCUGUACACGGACAUCUCCGGCGACACAUCAGGAGAUUACAAGAAGCUCCUUCUCAAGCUGUGUGGUGGCAAUGACUGAAGCAAUCGUAUUUCACGUCCCUUCAAUAUUAAUCCGUUUUGGCUUUAUAUUGUCAAAGCAAUAUACAUACGCUGCAAAAGUGCAUGCCAUGCCAGUGUCUUCAAUGUUUACCGUAUUGUAACCUCAAAUCGCCACUCGCAAUACAAUGUGUACACAAAAGCUGUUCUGUUUUUUUACAUGCUGAGUAGUUGAUAUAAACUUCGGAGAGAGUUCCAAUGCAUUAUAUGUGAGAAAAAGCUUUGUAUUUUUUAAAAGUAUACUGUUAAUUGUUUAUUGGAUCCCCAUUCGCUGUUGCAAUAAUGUGCUAGAUAUAGAUGUGCCUUUAUGACCAGAUAUGUCCGAUCUGGUUCAUGUUUCAAAAGUUUAAUAAUGUUCAACAAUGCUGAAUUGAAAUGCACAAGUGCCACAACAUAUCACACUUUGCGAUGUAAUCUCUAUUGCAAGUCUGCAUUUACAUAUUCCUUGUUGUUGUUGUGCUUUAUGGUUUAGGAGCAUGUGAACAUGAACCAUUUUAGUUCACACAUUUGCCAGGAAUUUUAUAUUCACAAGUCCCAGAAAAUAAACACUGACAACUGAC